AUGCAAAUCACAAUCUCAGAUCGUGCAGCCAAACGCCUCAAGCAGAUAGUCACGGCACCACCAAAGAAGAACACCCUCGCGGCCUCUUCGCAGACAGGCCCCGACUCCCACCUACGCGUGACAGUGACAUCGGGCGGCUGCCACGGCUUUCAGUACUUGAUGUCUCUCGAGCCAGCGGACAAGGUCGAUCCAGAAGAAGAUACGAUAUUCGAGUUUGAAGAUGAUGGGCAAGGCAAGAAGGCGGAAGUGGUUAUGGAUCAACCGAGUCUGGAAUUACUGAAGGGAAGGAGUCAGUUCAAGAUCGUGGGGAAUCCGAGGGCUACGAGCAGUUGUGGGUGUGGAACGAGUUUUGAUAUUGAGUAG
This is a messenger RNA of Lithohypha guttulata, 363 nucleotides long. It is a transcript of the gene ISA2, whose product is annotated as [4Fe-4S] proteins maturation. The record is from RefSeq and is a predicted model, not a curated record. The transcript is spliced from 2 exons. Lineage: Eukaryota; Fungi; Ascomycota; Eurotiomycetes; Chaetothyriales; Trichomeriaceae. Gene Ontology annotation, molecular function: 4 iron, 4 sulfur cluster binding; iron ion binding; 2 iron, 2 sulfur cluster binding. Gene Ontology annotation, biological process: iron-sulfur cluster assembly. Gene Ontology annotation, cellular component: mitochondrion. The coding region runs from base 1 to 363 and encodes 120 amino acids.